AUGUUCUUUAUUGGUGGAAUGGACCUUAAUCUGCUCCGUUUCCUGUUGUCGAGGGCUCGUUCGGAUAGCCCCACGCUCCGUGAAGACGUUCCCCAAAACCGUUUACGAAAUGGCCAAGGUCUCGUAGAGCUAGGUCAGUUUCCAUUUUCGCUCUUUUGCCCUGUGCUCACAACUCCCCAGGACCUCAAUCUGCUCCGUUUUCUGUGGUCGAGGGCUCGUUCGGAUACCCCCACACUCCGUGAAGACACUCUCUCAAAACCAUUUACGAAACGGUCAAGGUCUCAUGGAGCUAGGACCUCAAUCUGCUUCGUUUUCUGUGGUCGAGGGCUCGUUCCGAUACCCCCACGCUCCGUGAAGACGCUCCCCAAAACCGUUUACGAAACGUUAAGGUCUCGCGGAGCUAGGACCUUAAUUUGCUCUGUUUUCUGUGGUCGAGGGCUUGUUCGGAUACCCCCACACUCCGUGAAGACGCUCCCCAAACCGUUUACAAAAUGGUCGAGGUCUCGUGGAGCUAGCCCCACGCUCCGUGAAGACGCUCCCCAAAACCAUUUACGAAACGGUCAAGGUCUCGUGGAGCUAGGUCUCAUGGAGCUAGUACCUCAAUCUGCACCUGAUUCUGCUUCAUUUUCCAUGGUUCUGGACUCAUUUGGAUACCUCCACACCCCCUGA
This is a messenger RNA of Laccaria bicolor S238N-H82, 669 nucleotides long. RefSeq lists its product as uncharacterized. Lineage: Eukaryota; Fungi; Basidiomycota; Agaricomycetes; Agaricales; Hydnangiaceae. The record is from RefSeq and is a predicted model, not a curated record. The coding region runs from base 1 to 669 and encodes 222 amino acids. The transcript is spliced from 10 exons.